AGCCAAUAGCAGCCUUAGAGAUGGAGGAUGCGUGGCUCCUGCUCGUGUUGGUGGCGGCCGCGGGCGUGGAGCUGGGCCGCACGCAGCCGGUCGUGAGGAGCAUCGGAAGCAUCAGUGUGCAGCACGACAACGUUCAAGUUCUAGGCCAAACGGAGAACUGCAAGAGCGUGUCCAUCCCCGCCACCACCAUGUGCGGCCCCGGCUUGGAGUGCAGCCCGGCAUCGGGGACGUGCGUGCCUGUUCGUCAGCGGCCGAGCCAAUACCAGAACCAUCCCGAGAAACUUUUUAGAUACAACAAACUCAGCUUGAAGAACCAAGGCAGACAGAGCUUCAACAGUUUAUCACAGACUGACGAUAAACCACUUAAGUCUCCAUGGUCCUUCUCUUGGAAUAAAGGUGCAAUCAGACUAUGAGUUUUCAGAAACAUGUGUUUGAAGUUAAAAAUGCCAUUUUAAUUAUUUUUAAUGAACAGAAAAUUAAAUUAUCCAUAUGGGAAAAAAUUAAA
Thrips palmi is the source of this 505-nucleotide messenger RNA. RefSeq lists its product as uncharacterized. The record is from RefSeq and is a predicted model, not a curated record. The transcript has 5 exons. Lineage: Eukaryota; Metazoa; Arthropoda; Insecta; Thysanoptera; Thripidae. The coding region runs from base 21 to 413 and encodes 130 amino acids.